Messenger RNA from Haliotis rubra (blacklip abalone), 3965 nucleotides. Its product is annotated as WD repeat-containing protein 81-like. Gene Ontology annotation, molecular function: phosphatidylinositol 3-kinase regulator activity; protein binding. Gene Ontology annotation, biological process: aggrephagy. Gene Ontology annotation, cellular component: mitochondrion. The transcript is spliced from 18 exons. The record is from RefSeq and is a predicted model, not a curated record. Bases 1 to 3657 code for a protein of 1218 amino acids. NCBI's taxonomy places the organism in Eukaryota, Metazoa, Mollusca, Gastropoda, Lepetellida, Haliotidae.
AUGGCCUUCUAUAGUAUACUGUGGUAUUGUUCAUUCAAGUUCCCAUCCGUUGCAAAGAACGGCCUUCCACCACCCACACCAGCUCUUCUCCUGCAGUCCUACACAGGGCUGCUCCCCUUCCCGACCUACUUCAGCGAGCUGUACAAGUGUCUCUGUCAACUGAAGCAGAAGGACACUGAAGCCAACCACAUCCAGUUCAGUAACAAGCUGCAAUCGGAGAAGGCCAGCUUGUUGAAGCACAAGGAGCGAGAGAAGGUGCCAGUGUUGGAGCAGUUCCUCCUCAAGUACCAGGGUAAGCUGGGUAAGGAAGGGCUGGAGCUCCUGCUGCCAUACAUAGAAGAACUGUUCCAACAGGAAACCACCACAGUCCAAGCAGCGUGGUCCUUCUUCGGGGUAAUAAGUAAGGAACUCGGACCACUGGAAACAGCCAAGAGGUUUCUGCCAUAUCUUACCAGUUUGUAUACGGGAGAGAACUCUACAGCCAAACAUGUGAAGCUGUAUCAUCGAAACUUCUUAAUGCAGCUGAUGGUGAGGUUAGGUUUGAAGACCUUUCUGUCCAAUUUCUCUACCUUGUUGGUGGAGGCUGUUGCAGGGUACAAAGACUUUCCUCUACCAAGUAAAUAUUAUCAGGAGGAGCUGAUUGAAGAGAUGCAGAGGGAAGCUGAGCUGUCAGAAAGAACAGCGGUGUGGUCUGAAGGGACCAAUCAGAAGUCAGAUAAUGUGACAACAACCAAUGGGCUUUCAGGAGAGGUUUACCCAGAUGAUGAGAGCAGUCAAUCAUGGGAUGUUGGAAGGGAUGAAAAUACUCAGGGAGAUGUUGAUGACAUUGAAGAGGAAUUCCCAGAUAAUAUUUUGUUGAAUGAAGAUGACUGUGGCACAGAGGAGUCAAAGAAAAAGUUGUCCACAGACUCCACCAGCAUAGGCCAGGUGUCAAACCUGAGUGAUGAGAGUGGUGAUGGGGAGAGCAAUGGGUUGGGGACAGACACCUGUUAUAGGACAUCGGUGAACAGUAUAUAUAAUAUUAUUGAUAGAGCAAGGGAGGGGAGGGAAAAGACUUCUUCAACCACUGAAAGUGAUGCAUGGUCAGUGGGAGAGAAUGUGGAAGACAAUGCUCCAGUAUUCGAAAGCUUCAGUCCAAUUCUGGACACCGAUGAUGUGCCAAAUGGUUCCAAGUUUGAUUCAGGGAAUGGUGAGGAUUCUAUAGACUCUGCCUAUGACAGGAGGCAAGAUGAUGAUGCGAGCGAUCAGACUGAUCUCACAAUAGAUGUCUCUGAUCAGAUGGUGAGGAGUGAGACUGAAGAUAUUUUGGCAAACCUGUCUGUCUCGAGUCCGGCAGAGAUUGUGAACAUCCGUGACAUAUCAGCAGAGAGUGUCAAGUGGCUGUGUCACAAGCUAGGGCCUGUCCUCACAGCCAAGUUUCUGUCCCGGAACCUAGUCCGGAUGUUGGCCCUCUGUUAUCUGGGUCUGGAGCAGCUGGAUGAGUAUACAGAUCCAGGUCACAAGGACUUGCAGUCAUCUCGUCUGGUGACAGGUGACUCCCAUGCUCUCAAGGUUCUGGAUUGUCUUGCAUAUGUAGCCCUGGUGUAUGGGGAACAUGUCAUGCUGGUACAGUACCUCCCUACCAUCGUGGACAUGGUGGCUGUAGCACAGAGGCGGCUCACCCAGCGGUCAGAGUCAGGAUUGUUUGGUGGGGUGGUCCUACUGAGAUACAUCAUCCCCUACCUCUCAGACAAGUCUGUCAUGGACAAUCUAGAUGACACUAUAGUGAUGGACUCCCUGCUCCCUGUGAUCAAGCUGGUAACAUCACCCACCAUUACAUUUCCUGGGGGUGUCCGCGCCAGGUCCAUCCUCUGUCACAAAGUCAUUGACGUCAUGUACGUCAUUGGGCUUCGUCUCGGCCUGGAAAUGACGCGCAGGCAUCUUUCAUCUUCCAUGCUCAAGUUGUUUGAAGCUUUCGCAGUCAUCCACGGGAACUCAUCCUCGCCGACCAAUGGUCAGAUAUACAAGAGUGGCUCCCUCUCUCCCCCUGGGAUAUCCCUGGGUGGCAGUGAGACAUCGGAGGAUUCCUACCUGAACAUCAAGAUGGACCCCUCAUCCCAGGAGUACAGGAUCGGCACACCCAUUAGCGCCAGUGGCUUCAGUGGCUACAUGUCCAAACACAACAAGAAGGUGCCAUCCAACAAGUUCCACAGUCUCACAUCAUUGGGGGCCAUUGAUGACAAAGAUGAUGUUGUGGACUACAAGCCGUCGACCAAGGAGGGGGGGCUGCAAGAGCUGGCAGCUGUCUUCACCCCCGAAUUGGCACUGGCCGCUUACAUACCACUGUGCAGGAUUUUUGGCAGUAUUCACAUGGAGGAACACUUGCCCAACGAUGACCUUAUCCGACAGUUAUGCUCCCAGCAGGACACAGUGAUGGAUCAGAUGACGGAGAUGCAGGAGAACACGGCCGACACCAAGUCAGAGUCGGAGGGUGUUGCGUGUGACGACACGUCAGUGACUGGUGCUAUAGGCAGCAAUGUGCAGAUGAUUGGUAACCGAAUACAACUCAGUCAUGAGGUCAGGGAGACCAGUCCAGAGCUCAACCAGUUUGGUCGUGGAUAUCGAGCAUCCGGCAUCCUCCGCAUACAUCCAGAUGAACUGAGAUGUGAGGAGAUGGAUCACAGCCGACAGAGGCACCUGAGAGGCAACUGGCUGGCCUACUGGGAACAUGAACUAGGGUUGCAUGAGCGAGACACAAUCUUCAACUUUAAACAGAUCAAGCUGCAGACAUUCCAAGGCCACACCAACAGCAUACGGUCUCUGUUCGUGAUGGACAAUGAGAACUGCUUCAUCAGCGCCAGCAAGGACAAGACUGUGAAACUGUGGUCACUCACUAGCUCCGGAGAUGGAUCAGGGAAAAUGUCCUCUCAGUGGAGCUACAAUCAACAUAAGAAGUCUGUGUUUUCUGUGGCCUACUUGGACAGUGUCAGACAAGUAGCCUCCUGUGAUAGUUCUGUACAUAUAUGGGAUCCCUUCAUUGGUGGGAACAUAGUUCAGCUAGAGUCCUCCAAAUACGCCCCAGUUGUGGCCCUCACGGCCCUUCCAGCUCCCAGCACCCUUGUCGUCACGGCAACCACAGAGGCCACACUCAGGUUCCUUGAUCUCAGAGUAUCCAAAUAUGCACAUGAGUUUAAGUGCUCAGUCGGAUCAACUGGUAACUGUUUGACUGUCAGUAAGGAUGGCAGUUGGGUAGCUGUUGGCUUCUCUACCGGAGUUAUCUCCCUUCUGGAUGUCAGUAGUGGCAUCCUCAUGGGGUCCUGGAAGGCUCAUGAUGGGGAAAUAUUACAGAUCAAAGCCUACAGCAAAAACAUGUUAGUGUCUUCAUCGUUUGACCAGACCAUGAAGGUGUGGAAUAUCGAAGAUGGGCGAGAACUGUGUGCUCUUAAAGGUCUGUCAGAGCCGGUACACUGUGUGUGUUUCUACAAGAACCAGGUUCUCAGUGCCACCACCGCCAACAGGAUAGGAGUUCAUACGUCUGUGGAUGACAGUGCAUCCUUCACAAGCACCAAGUUACGUUCUGACACAUUCAAAGGUGUACUUACAUCCAUGGCAACUCUACCUCUCAACCGAUCCCUGCUGCUGGGAGCAGACAACGGCUCCAUACGACUCCUAUGCUAACACAGACAUCCACCUUCAUAGUCCUAUCAUGACGAAGAGCAACAGACUAUUUUACAGUAGAUUGAUACAGUCAAUGUUUCAGAUUUGAAAAUGUAGGAGUAUGACAGAUAUUAAAUAUUGUUUCAACUUCAACCUGACAUAAAAAUAUUGGACACUUUGUCUGAAGUAUCUAUAACAGGGAAUCUGUUAUAUCUGUGAUCUAAAGGAUGAUGUUGCGUUUGUAGUAUGUGGUAGAUUAUCAACAAACAGUUUAGCAGAUUUUCAUCUUUUGAAACGAUUCUAGUUUUCCCUCUUACCAUAGAGAUAGU